Messenger RNA from Anoplopoma fimbria (sablefish), 2095 nucleotides. It is a transcript of the gene ankra2, whose product is annotated as ankyrin repeat, family A (RFXANK-like), 2. The record is from RefSeq and is a predicted model, not a curated record. Gene Ontology annotation, biological process: regulation of gene expression. Gene Ontology annotation, molecular function: protein binding. Lineage: Eukaryota; Metazoa; Chordata; Actinopteri; Perciformes; Anoplopomatidae. The coding region runs from base 179 to 1108 and encodes 309 amino acids. The transcript is spliced from 9 exons. Gene Ontology annotation, cellular component: nucleus.
UGGCUGCAUGAGGGUAUUUAAAUAGAAACAAUGCCUUAUGGAGUAAGACAGGGCUUUAUUUGAAGAAAACAACAUACUUAUAAAACAUAUAAUUUGUUUCCAUGUUCAAAUGUGUUUGUCACGGCGUGCUGUGGCUGCAAUUUAACCCCAGUGUGACAGCUCAGUGAGGGGCCAGAGGAUGGACAACGGGACAGCCUCGGGUGGGACAGCAGAGGACAUGGAGGGGAUCUGUGUGAUGCCAGAUUUGAGUGCCAUCAAGACAGAGCAGUCCAUGGGUGCGAGCCCUGAUGACACAGGAACCCAAAAUGUGGCCAUGGGCAUCAAGUUCAUCCUGCCCAACCGCUUUGACAUGAACGUGUGCUCCAGAUUUGUGAAGUCUCUCAACGAGGAGGACAGCAAGAACAUCCAGGACCAGGUCAACUCUGAUCUGGAGGUGGCUUCUGUUUUAUUCAAAGCUGAGUGCAACAUCCAGACAUCACCUUCCCCGGGGAUACAGGUGCGCCAUGUUUACACGCCCUCCACCACCAAGCAUUUCUCCCCCAUCAAACAGUCCACCACGCUCACGAAUAAACACCGUGGCAACGAGGUGUCUUCAACGCCUCUUUUGGUGCAUUCUUUGUCCAUUCAUCAGCUUGCAGCCCAGGGUGAAAUGGUGUUUCUGGCCAGCAGGAUCGAACAAGAGACUGUAAUCAACCUCCAAGAUGAGGAAGGCUUCACUCCUCUGAUGUGGGCAGCUGCACACGGACAAAUCGCCGUUGUCGAGUUUCUCCUCCAAAAUGGUGCUGACCCAAACCUCCUGGCCAAAGGGAGGGAGAGCGCACUGUCCUUGGCCUGCAGUAAAGGAUACACUGAUAUCGUGAAGAUGCUCAUCGACUGCGGCGUUGAUGUCAAUGAAUACGACUGGAAUGGAGGAGCCCCUCUGCUGUACGCCGUCCAUGGGAACCACGUGCGCUGUGUGGAAAUCUUGUUAGAGAGUGGUGCUGAUCCUACCAUCGAGUCAGAUUCUGGAUUCAAUGCAAUGGACAUGGCUGUGGCUAUGGGUCACCGGAAUGUCCAACAGGUGAUGGAGGCUCACCUGCUGAAGUUACUGAUGGGAAUCAGAGAGUGAGCGGGGACGGAAGUGACGGCGCUGGGCUCCGGACAAUCAUGUAGCACGGCCAGGCUGUGGGCCAGCAGGAACGUUAUGUUCCACUGAGUGAUAUUUCAAAAGCGUUGCAUCAUAUCAACAUUAUUUUUGUUGACAUGACGCACAUGAAGGUUUUUGCAGUGCGAAUUUUAACUUUGAACCCUCUUUUAAACUGUUUUACUUUUGCAUUUUUAUCCACUUUGAAUGUGGAGUAGCAAAUCUGAUCAGAUUUUCAAAGAACAAUGUAAAGUUGAGUUCUUUGCUACAACCCAGCAUGCACUGCUCUCCACCUGUAGUAUGUUGCACAAUGUGGAGUGCAGUGUAGGAUUGAUUUUGUGUUAACCAAGCAUGGAGGUUUUGUUUUGAGUCUUUUUAAUAUUGUUUAUGUUCCACCCUUUUCCCGUCAUGGAAGCGGGGUUUUUUUUAAACUAACUUAUUAACCACAACGAGAGAAUAUCAAUGUAAUAUGUUGAAUUUUCAUACCGUCUGGUCUUCAUAGUGAGCUCGUUUUGCUCUUAUGAGGACAAAUCAUCGGUUGGAUUGAAAAAAGGUUUUUACAGACUGCUUUUAAGAGUUUGCCAAGCUGUUUGUUGAUCCUGAAGAUCUCUGUGUUUGCUGUACUGACAUUAUUUAUUUGAAUAAUUUAGUCACUGUGUUGUAAUGUGACAAAAGUAUAUUGAUGUGAGGUCUGUUUUGUUUCUGUGUAUUGUGAUACUAACGUCCACUGACGUGUUGUGAAUUUCUAAAUAGACCUCACACCUCAUUAAAACAACAACAAGGGUUCUGUGGUGCCGUUUGCCACUGUGUGAUGGUGCUAUUGGUUCAUACCAGUCAUAGGUGGUGUAUCGACAAAAAACGUUUACUGACCUCACUAAUUCUGUAGAGAUUUAUCUGAAUGCAAUUCAUAAAAGGUCAACCCACUGUUUAUCACUGAUAUGAAGCUGUUAUUUAAUUAAAAUAUCUUUUUAA